AUGAAGAACCCGUUACACAACCCGUUGCCCGCCUCACUAUCCAGCGAGUACAAAAAGGCCGCUGCGAUUCUCGAAUCCUUCAUCAACCCGAAGCUCAAAAUCGAUGGAGAAAUCCCACGUAAGAUAUUCGCGGGGGCCAAGGGAAUUGCUGUAUUCACAGCGCUCAGAGUUGGAUUCCUGGGCUCGAUCCGUUUUGGCUCGGGAUUGAUUGUCGCUCGUCUCCAAGAUGGCAGCUGGUCCGCCCCGUCAGCCAUGGCAAUGGGCGGUCUCGGCGCCGGUGGUCAAUUUGGCGCAGAAUUGACGGAUUUCGUCUUCGUCCUGACUACAGACGCGGCUGUGAAGACAUUCAUGCAGUCGGGAAACUUGACUCUCGGUGGGAAUAUAUCCAUGGCCGUCGGGCCUAUUGGUCGGAGUGCCGAGGCUGGGGGUGUAGUGGGCACCAAGAGUGCAACGGGGGUAUUCGCCUACUCCAAGACCCGGGGGUUAUACGGCGGUCUCACACUCGAGGGUGGUGUUCUUGCAGAGCGUGCGGAUGCAAACAAAAAGCUAUACGGGCGGAAAAUUCAAGCAAAGGAGCUGCUGGGCGGAUCGAUUCCACCACCACCUGAGGCAGGAGUCCUCAUCGAUGUUUUGAAUGGGGACUUCUUCCGUACCGAUAGAUCUAUGGAACCAGCCACGGAGGGCACUGGGCAGUCGGGCGAACAAAACCCCAAGGAUUCUGCCCAACUCCCUAGUCCGCAAUCACAGGGAAUUGUGACGCAUACUGCUAAUCAGUUAGCAGUUGGUGAGCUAGGCGCAGAACAGGCGCCUGUAACUGCGGAAUCAUUCACCGGAGAUUAUCACAGUGUACCCCACGAGGGAGCUGCUCAGGAGACAACGCCGACUGCCGAGAGUAAACCAACUACCGAGUUAGGUACCGGGGAAGCAACCGGAGAAUCCGAAUUAUCCACCAAAAUUACCCACGAUGCACAUGCGCCAGACGUACAAGAGCCUGUGUCUACUGCUGAGCAUGUUUCGGCUGUGGAGCCGAGUACACAAUUGGCAACUAAAGGCAAAGAAUCGGCAGUUAGGGACUCCAUGAGUUAG
This is a messenger RNA of Penicillium verrucosum, 1086 nucleotides long. RefSeq lists its product as uncharacterized. Gene Ontology annotation, molecular function: phosphatidylinositol binding; actin filament binding. The transcript is spliced from 3 exons. The record is from RefSeq and is a predicted model, not a curated record. Bases 1 to 1086 code for a protein of 361 amino acids. NCBI's taxonomy places the organism in Eukaryota, Fungi, Ascomycota, Eurotiomycetes, Eurotiales, Aspergillaceae. Gene Ontology annotation, cellular component: actin cortical patch. Gene Ontology annotation, biological process: actin cortical patch localization; actin filament bundle assembly.